CUCAACCAAUCAGCGUCCUCCGGAGCAUCAGCGGCUACUUGGAGAGGAGCUAACCUCACGCAGCCACAUUGCUUUGUACUUGCCACGUUAUAUAUUUCAUAUUUUACUAUAAACCAAGCAACAAUAAUCAACUUCUUAGGGGAAAUAGCAAGUCGCGUGUGAACCACACCAAACUAAAGCGAUGACAGGCUCGAACGAGUACAAGCUAAACCAGGGACCAGAGGACAGCAUCUCUGCUGUCAAGUUCAGCCCCAGCACAGCCCAGUUCCUGCUGGUCUCCUCCUGGGACUGCACCGUCCGUCUCUAUGAUGUCGGAGGGAACACCAUGCGGAUGAAGUACCAGCACACAGCUCCAGUUCUUGACUGUGCUUUUUAUGACCCGACACAUUCUUGGAGUGGAGGUUUAGAUGCACAAUUAAAAACUCACGAUUUGAACACAGACCAAGAUACAAUAGUUGGAACACACGAUGCCCCCAUUCGUUGUGUGGAAUACUGCCCAGAAGUUAAUGUCAUGGUAACGGGUAGCUGGGACAGAUCGGUUCGGCUGUGGGACCCAAGGACACCCUGUAAUGCUGGCACCUUUACUCAGCCUGAAAAGGUGUACACCCUCUCUGUGGCUGGAGAUAGGCUGAUCGUUGGCACAGCUGGAAGACGAGUCCUGGUGUGGGAUUUGAGGAACAUGGGCUACGUUCAGCAAAGACGAGAGUCCAGUCUCAAGUAUCAGACUCGCUGCAUUAGAGCCUUCCCCAACAAACAGGGCUACGUCUUGAGUUCAAUCGAGGGACGUGUAGCUGUGGAGUACCUGGACCCGAGCCAAGAGGUUCAGAAGAAGAAGUAUGCCUUCAAAUGCCACAGGCUGAAGGAGGAGGGAAUCGAGCAUGUUUACCCUGUCAAUGCCAUCUCAUUUCACAGUAUUCAUAACACCUUUGCCACAGGUGGCUCAGACGGCUUUGUGAACAUCUGGGACCCGUUCAACAAGAAGCGCCUGUGUCAGUUCCACAGGUACCCGACCAGCAUCGCCUCACUGGCCUUCAACAACGACGGCACUAUGCUCGCAAUCGCCUCCUCAUACAUGCACGAGAAGGGCGACAUCAGCCACCCAGAGGAUGCCAUCUUCAUCCGCCAAGUCACAGAUGCCGAGACAAAACCCAAAUCAACCUGAGUCUGCCUUUGAAUGGUUCCCUUUGCGUUUGAAGCCUUUAUCACAUUUGGGUUAUCUGCUGGCAUCCAGUGUACCAUUACCAUAUUGUUUGUCGCAUUUCUUUCCAUUCCAAAACCAGUAUGUCUUUCUUGUAAGUAAAUGUUUCCUCUCUUUAGUGGCUCUUGUUAAAUAUUUUGUUGUUUCAUGUUUGUUCUAAAAAGCAACUACCACUUUUCUUGACUAAAACUAUUUUUAAACGAACCUUCUGGCUUAUUGUUUGGUCAUUUUGGAGUCAUUGAAUACAAAUUGUUGAUUUUAUGAUCAGUUUCGUUCACUGCAAAUGAUGGAGUUUCAUUUAAUAUCAUACUGAAGCUGUCCUCAGAUCAGUCUUUUAGCACUAAUACAAGUGUGACACUUUGACUGUUAAUAAAACAUUUUUAUCUCAA
This is a messenger RNA of Epinephelus lanceolatus (giant grouper), 1587 nucleotides long. RefSeq names its product BUB3 mitotic checkpoint protein (gene bub3). Gene Ontology annotation, molecular function: protein binding. The record is from RefSeq and is a predicted model, not a curated record. Lineage: Eukaryota; Metazoa; Chordata; Actinopteri; Perciformes; Serranidae.